CCUCGUUACCAUAGCAAUGGAGGGAAGCGAGUGGAUUUUCAUACUUUUUCAGGCACGCGCUCGUGGAUAUCUGAUGAGAAAGGAGAUCAACUGCGCACGUUCAGAGUUUGAGGACAUUGUGAGAGAUAUCGAUGGAGGAGUGAACCAUUUAGAUUGGAAGGGGAACAUUAUUGCCAUUCCUCACUUCAAAGACGAUGGCCCAUCUGGUAUCUUCACCAAAAAACAUGCGGAAGAAGCACCAGACAGGGGAAGCCAUCCUCUGGAGCAGCCAGGGGAGAGAGAAGGGGCACAGCUUAUGUCUGAUAGGCUAGAACCGGAGAGAGAUGACCCCUACAGCCAUGGACAGGCAUCCAUCUCCAGGGGCUCACCCAGUCCUUCUUCUUGUCCACCUGGGGGUGAGGGGGAGACUGAGAGCAGUCAGGGGGAGCAGCUGGAUGGAGGAGGCAUGCUGGAGAGCACAGGGGAUACGACCACUGUCUGGAGCAGUCUGGGUCGAGAUGUGAGCUAUGGUUGUUUUGAGAAAGGUUCCCAGCGGUGGCGUAGUCUGGCCCAGGACGAGCCCCAUACCCCCGAAGCCUUGCAGCUACACAGGAACAAUCUGGCCAUGGAGAUGCUAUGGCUUCAACAAGCUAUUGCCAGCCGUAAAAAAGUGAAAGCCGUUUUCUCAAAUUUUAUGUCAUUUGUCGCAUUGUUUUCAUUGAUUGUGUUGAAGAAUAAGACCAAUAUUCAAUGCAAGGUUAACAAUUGCAUUAUCUUUCUCUUCUCUCUCUCAGUACCUGUCACUGAAAGAGAGACUGAAUAUUUCCUAAUGGCAGAGGACCAAGGAGAGGCUGUUUCUCUAAACUGGACAAUGAUCUGA
This is a messenger RNA of Salvelinus namaycush (lake trout), 859 nucleotides long. It is a transcript of the gene iqcc, whose product is annotated as IQ motif containing C. Gene Ontology annotation, molecular function: protein binding. The record is from RefSeq and is a predicted model, not a curated record. The coding region runs from base 17 to 859 and encodes 280 amino acids. The transcript is spliced from 4 exons. Lineage: Eukaryota; Metazoa; Chordata; Actinopteri; Salmoniformes; Salmonidae.